AUGGCGCCGGCAAAACACCAUCAAGAUGCCACUCGCGCUGAGCGUAAAGCGAAGAAGCGCAAACUUCAAGAUGCGAUUCCUGAUUUACCGGAAGAAAAAGACCAAGAUUCACUAGACAACGUCGGGACAGGGGAAUUGAUGGACAAGAAGGUGAAGAAGAGGAAGCGGGAUUUGGCGGCUGAUACGGGCACUACAGAUGGUACGGAGGGUGAGGAGGAUAAGAGGGCUCGAAAGAAAGAGAAGCGCAAGAAGAAAUCGCAAGAGGUAGAUGAGCCGAUUCAGGAAGAAAAUCCCGUUGAGAGUGUCACCGAUGAAGCGCCUAGGAAAUCCAAGAAAGAGAGAAAGGCGGAGAGGAAAGCCAAAGAAGCCGCAGAGGCCCUCAAGACAGCCGCAGAUCCUGAGGCGACUAGUAAAGACCACCCUAAUGCUGAAGAGAAUACCGUGAAAACAGACACUGCGGCGAAAAAGAACAAUCGCAACCGUGAAAAGCAAAGGAAAAGCGCAAACAAGACGCCUCUCAAUGGCGAGGAGGAGAAACCGAAGACGCCAGCCAAAUUCAUAGUUUUCAUCGGUAAUCUUCCAUUUUCUGCAACCAAAGCGUCAAUAACCUCCCACUUUGCGAGCGUAAAACCCAAGUCCGUCCGCGCAUUGACACAAAAGGACGAUCCUACAAAAUCCAAAGGCUGCGCAUUCGUGGAGUUCGAGGGAUAUGAUCACAUGAAGACUUGUUUGAAGUUGUUUCAUCAUAGUGUAUUCGAUGAUGGGAUUAGUCCUGCGAGGAAGAUUAAUGUGGAAUUAACUGCAGGCGGGGGUGGUAAUACGAAAGAUAGACGCAACAAGAUUCAGGACAAGAAUACUAAACUUAAUGAGGAGAGGGUUAGGAGGUUACAAGAAGAAGAGAAGGCGAAGUGGGAAAAGAGGGCAAAUCAGCCGGCUCAGCCAUUGGAUGAAAAUGGAAUACAUCCAAGUAGGAGAGGGAUUGUACCAAAAGGCUAG
Glarea lozoyensis ATCC 20868 is the source of this 996-nucleotide messenger RNA. RefSeq names its product RNA-binding, RBD. Lineage: Eukaryota; Fungi; Ascomycota; Leotiomycetes; Helotiales; Helotiaceae. The transcript has 3 exons. The coding region runs from base 1 to 996 and encodes 331 amino acids. The record is from RefSeq and is a predicted model, not a curated record. Gene Ontology annotation, molecular function: RNA binding.